AUGAACGGUAAGGCUAACGUCACCAAAGAGCUCAACGCCAAGCACAAGAAGUUACUGAUGGUUGACAGGGAAGAUGAUGAAGCUAUUGGAAGCUUAGCUGAUGUGUUUUUCUUCAAAAUCUCUAUACUGGAAGGACUUCUUAAAUUACCAGAGAAUAGGGAAUGUGCUGACUGCAAAGCUAAGUACGUAUCUGGUGAAGCUGAAUGA
Sphenostylis stenocarpa is the source of this 207-nucleotide messenger RNA. The record is from the annotation of a GenBank genome assembly. NCBI's taxonomy places the organism in Eukaryota, Viridiplantae, Streptophyta, Magnoliopsida, Fabales, Fabaceae.